Sabethes cyaneus is the source of this 1701-nucleotide messenger RNA. It is a transcript of the gene SmydA-4, whose product is annotated as SET domain-containing protein SmydA-8. The transcript is spliced from 5 exons. Bases 109 to 1701 code for a protein of 530 amino acids. NCBI's taxonomy places the organism in Eukaryota, Metazoa, Arthropoda, Insecta, Diptera, Culicidae. The record is from RefSeq and is a predicted model, not a curated record. Gene Ontology annotation, molecular function: protein binding.
GCGAUUGCGCGUGCGAGAUAAAUUGUCGUAUCUGUUCAACUCUGUAGCAAAAUCUCGAACCUAAAGGAAAAGGCCCCUUUCUGAGAGCGUCGCUGUGAGCAGUUUAAAAUGCCGUCCAAUCAUAGGAAGAAGAAGCAUCGUAAACAUAAAAAGCACUCGCAAGAGUCUGGCGAUCAUGAGGAUGACAACGAUGAGGAUUCAUCCACAGACAAACCCACCACUGCACCAAACGUAGAGCAGAACAACAACAAGCCUUACAUCGUUAAAUAUUCGGAUGUUUACGGCCGUUAUCUAGUCGCUUCUCGAAGUUUGAGCGCAGGAGAGAAAAUAAUCGAGGUCGAACCGCUUGCGAUCGGACCCUGGGCUGAGAGUGAUCCCGUGUGUCUCGGAUGCCAUAAACCCUUUAAGAAAAAUUGUAGAAUUGUUCGGUGCACAGAGUGCAGUUGGAGAAUAUGUACCGAAAACUGUAGCGGUCUCGCACCCAAUAAAACCCACAAAAGACUGGAAUGUAAACCGCUCAAAGAACACAACGUAGCGAAACUGCAGGAAACUUGUACAAGUCAGCAACUGAAGCUAAUGUACGAGGCAAUUUUUGCACUUCGCUGUUUGCUGCUGAAACAAGCGGAUCCCGAACGCUAUGCCCAGCUUCUGGAAAUGGAUCCUUUGAACAGUGUGCGUCAGGGAAUCACCUCCCUUUGGAAGCGCAACCAGGAGGUAAUCGUUCGACGAAUACGUGACGAAUGGAAUUUCCUCGAAUUUACCGAAGAAGAAAUUCACACAAUAUGCGGUAUAAUUGAAGUGAAUUCCUUCCAGAUUGGCCAGAGCGACGUUCACGCAAGGGCCCUAUAUCCGGAAGCUUUCUAUAUUAUGCACGAUUGCACGCCGAAUACGACGCACACUGACGAUCCGGAAACGGGCGUACUUUCGAUACGCCUUACGAAAAGUCUCAAAGUUAACGAUCCUAUCACGCUGUCAUACUCGUAUACGCUGCAAGGAACUCUAAAACGAAGACAACAUCUACGCGAUAGUAAAUUUUUCUGGUGCCAGUGUAAGCGCUGCGCUGACCCAACGGAGUUCGGAACCCACUGUAGCACACUGAAAUGUUCUAAAUGUUCAAUAGGGCUGGUCUUAUCCACAAACCCGCUCGAUCAAGAUGCGAAUUGGAAAUGCCAAUCGUGUUCAAAUACUACCACGGCAGCAAAUAUUGUACAUCUUCUGGACAAACUGUUCACAGAGGUUGACGCAAUCGACGGAAACAGUGCCGAACUUUACGAAAAGUUCAUAAAGAAACACAGCCACAUCUUACACGAUAACCACUAUCUCUUCCUUUCGGCAAAGCAUUCCCUCUGUCAGCUUUACGGGAAAGUGUCGGGCUUUUUAAUACAUGAAAUGAGCCUACAGCAAAUCGAACAAAAGGAAACCCUCUGUCGGGAUCUCCUGGCCGUCGUCGAUAAGUACGAACCGGGACUUAGUCGUUUGCGGGGUGUUAUCAUGUACGAACUGCACGCCCCUGUCAUGGUCCAAGCGAAACACCUGUUUGAAGCGCAUCAAAUCAACACCAGCCAGCUGAAGCGAAAGCUAGCCGAAGUCCUGCAACUGCUGAAGCAAAGCGCUGAAAUAUUGCUGUUCGAGCCGGCCGGAACACCCGAAUUUGAUAUGGGACUGGCCGCACGUGAUGCCGUCAAACAGAUGGAAAACUGA